Molecule: messenger RNA, 618 nt
Organism: Merops nubicus (carmine bee-eater)
Lineage: Eukaryota; Metazoa; Chordata; Aves; Coraciiformes; Meropidae
Product: YTH domain-containing family protein 2-like
Exons: 2
Biological process (GO): mRNA destabilization
Cellular component (GO): cytoplasm
Molecular function (GO): mRNA binding; N6-methyladenosine-containing RNA reader activity
Source: RefSeq, a predicted model, not a curated record
AGAUCCAUCAACAACUACAACCCCAAGGAUUUUGACUGGAACCCGAAACACGGCCGGGUUUUCAUCAUUAAGAGUUACUCGGAGGACGAUAUCCACCGGUCCAUUAAAUACAACAUCUGGUGCAGCACGGAGCACGGCAACAAGAGACUGGACGCCGCCUAUCGCUCCCUCAGCGGCAAGGGCCCCGUGUACUUGCUCUUCAGCGUCAACGGUAGGGUUUUUUUUAAAUCUGCUGUGGACUACAACACGUGUGCGGGGGUCUGGUCCCAGGACAAGUGGAAGGGACGGUUUGAUGUCAGGUGGAUUUUUGUGAAGGACGUUCCCAACAGCCAGCUCCGGCACAUCCGUCUAGAGAACAACGAGAAUAAACCAGUGACCAACUCCAGGGACACUCAGGAGGUGCCUCUGGAGAAGGCUAAGCAGGUGUUGAAAAUCAUUGCCACCUACAAGCACACCACCUCCAUCUUCGAUGACUUCUCACACUAUGAGAAACGCCAAGAGGAGGAGGAAAAUGUUAAAAAGGAACGCCAAGGCCGUGUCAAGUAAAAGGCCAUUCCUCCCCCAGAGACUGCAGCAGAGAUUGCAUCCCAGCUACCCUUCAGAGAGCAAGAGGAAGAG